CGUGCGUGCGUGCCUGCGCCUGCGGGGAGAGGCUGCGUGGAGAGCCGGCGACCAGGGCUGGCCUCUUGGAGGCCAGCAGAAGUCGAAAGCGGACUCAGCCCCAGGGCACAGCCCCGGGCUGGAAGAAGGAACAGAACUUGGCAGAGUUUGGGAGGCGCUGGGAGAGGACUGGCUUCACCUCCCUCCCUUCCCGGCUCCUACACUCUCCUCUACCUCCCUCCCUCGCAUGCCCACCUAAAGGGGCUCGGGCCGCCUGUCAUCCCCACUCUCAGGUUUCGUGGCGCGGGGUGGCCACGCUCCUUCCCUCCCCGCCCCAUUUCCAUUUGCACGCACACUCUGCAGCCCGAUCCUCAAGCUGGAGACCUCUGGACUCUGGGCCUCCGAGUUCUGAGUGUGGGCAGCCGAGACCAGCGAGGCACCGCGCGCGCGCGCGCCAUGGCCGGUCGGCCAGCAGGUCCUGGAGCCGGGGACUGGGAGAUCGACGUGGAGAGCUUGGAGCUGGAGGAAGAGGACGGCCGUGGGGCGCCGCCGCCGCCGCCACCCUCGCCACCCAGCCCGCUGGCGGCGGCCCACGGGGCCGGCGAGGAGGAAGAGGAGGAGGACGACGACGACGACGCGGAGGACGCAGACCCGGAGGAGGACGGUGACAGCGAGGAGACGGGCGCCUCGCCACCGCCGCGGGGCCCGGGCGGGCCGGAGCCAGCGGGGGAAGAGCGGCCGCCGAGGCCCCCGCCCCCCGCGCCCGGGCCGUCGCUGCCGCCGUCCGGCCCGGCGGAGCGCGGGGCCGAGGCGGGCGGCGGCCCCGAGCCGCGCAAGCUGAGCCGCACGCCCAAGUGCGCGCGCUGCCGCAACCACGGCGUGGUGUCCUGCCUCAAGGGCCACAAGCGCUUCUGCCGCUGGCGGGACUGCCAGUGUGCCAACUGCCUGCUGGUGGUGGAGCGCCAGCGCGUCAUGGCCGCCCAGGUGGCGCUCCGGAGGCAGCAGGCCACCGAGGACAAGAAGGGACUUUCUGGGAAACAGAAUAAUUUCGAGCGCAAAGCUGUGUAUCAGAGGCAAGUCAGGACACCUAGUUUGUUGGCCAAAAGCAUUUUAGAAGGUUAUCGCCCCAUAACAGCCGAGACUUACCUAGGAGGGACCCUACCUCUGCCUCCUCCAGUUAGUGACAGAAUGAGGAAAAGAAGGGCGUUUGCUGACAAGGAAUUGGAGAACAUUAUGCUGGAAAGAGAGUACAAAGAGAGGGAGAUGUUGGAAACUUCUCAGACUGCUGCUUUGUUCCUGCCCAACCGCAUGGUGCCAGGACCUGAAUACAACUCCUUCAAAAGUGCUUAUAGUCCAUCCCCAGGGGAGCCAGUGAGCAAGGAAUUCUGCAAUUUGAUGCCCACCUGCCUUGAUCUUACCAUGCAGUAUUCAGGAUCUGGGAAUAUGGAACUGAUUUCUUCUAACGUCAGUGUGGCCACAACUUAUAGGCAAUAUCCACUAUCUUCAAGAUUUUUCGUUUGGCCCAAGUGUGGUCCCAUUAGUGACACCCUCCUUUAUCAGCAGUGCUUGCUAAAUGCUACCACCUCAGUUCAAGCCCUGAAGCCAGGGGCCAGCUGGGAGUUGAAAGGAGUCCGGGACGGGCUCAGUGCAGAACAUGACAUGCUGCCUCCCAAACUGGAAGGUCCCAUGGUACUGCCUCACACUCCAGAGAUCCAGACAUCCAGAAGUGACCUGCAGGGUCACCAGGCUAUCCCAGAGAGGUCUGCUUUCUCCCCUCCCCGGCGGAAUUUCUCUCCCAUUGUUGACACGGACUGCCUGGCAGCUCAAGGGCAAGUCUUAAACAAGAUCAGCAAAGAAAACACCAGGCACCCAAUGCCACUUAAACCUAAUCCAUUCCAUUCAUUACUCCAGCAAACACAAAGUGACAAAUUAGGUCCUGAAUUGAAAGCACCACCAUUUGUCAAAGAAGCCUUUGAAGAGACCCCAAAGAAACGCAGGGAGUGUCUGGUCCAGGAAAACCAGAGGUACACAUUUACAAUAGAUAGGUGUGCAAAAGACCUUUUUGUAGCCAAACAAGUUGGAACAAAACUCGCGGUGAAUGAACCGCUGUCGUUUUCUGUCGAGUCUAUUCUCAAGAGACCCUCAUCUGCCGUCACUCAUGUCUCUCAGUGAAACGCUGCUCCCAUGGACAGCUGGAUUCUUCUGCAGUCUCAGAGCAUUCUUGCCAUGUGCUUUUUUUCAUUUUAAAAUAAAUGUUUGUAUAAAGAAAUUUCUAACGUAAAUGAUGAUUCCUACAAAUUCUAUAUAUUCACAUGCAUGUACCUUUCUCUAUCACAUCAAUAUAUUUAAACCUGGAACUUGC
Molecule: messenger RNA, 2341 nt
Organism: Dipodomys spectabilis (banner-tailed kangaroo rat)
Lineage: Eukaryota; Metazoa; Chordata; Mammalia; Rodentia; Heteromyidae
Gene: Dmrt2
Product: doublesex and mab-3 related transcription factor 2
Exons: 4
Coding region: 436-2151 (571 amino acids)
Biological process (GO): regulation of transcription by RNA polymerase II; sex differentiation
Cellular component (GO): nucleus
Molecular function (GO): RNA polymerase II cis-regulatory region sequence-specific DNA binding; DNA-binding transcription factor activity, RNA polymerase II-specific
Source: RefSeq, a predicted model, not a curated record